Messenger RNA from Charadrius vociferus (killdeer), 1212 nucleotides. RefSeq names its product IQ motif containing D (gene DRC10). Bases 1 to 1212 code for a protein of 403 amino acids. NCBI's taxonomy places the organism in Eukaryota, Metazoa, Chordata, Aves, Charadriiformes, Charadriidae. The transcript is spliced from 4 exons. Gene Ontology annotation, molecular function: protein binding. The record is from RefSeq and is a predicted model, not a curated record.
AUGGCAACUCCACAGAAGGCAACGAUUACAUCAAAUGCCAUGAAGAUGUUAGAUCCACGUCAGUUAAAACCUGAUAGCAUUGAGACAGAAAGAAUCAUAACUGUCUUGGAUGAGACGAUUGCCAAGCUGGAGCUGAGCAGUUUGAUCCCACGUAUUAUCGACUCUCUGGACAGGUUUGCUAAUAUGCUGGGACCUGAGAUCACGGACAACCUGAUGGAGCACCAAAAGCUUUCACAUGAAAUGGAGCACCUGCUUUCCAGCUCUGGAGAGGAGGACACCAUGAGAGCUGAGGAACAACAGGUCUGUCUCUGCUUGCUAGAGCAACAUCUGAAAUGUUCUGUUAGAAACAUACUGAGACUCUUACUGGCCAACCCUUCGCUUUGCCAGGCUCUGAAAUACGAAGUCUGGGCAAGAGAGUCACCAGCUGAAGUGUUUAUCAAAGCCUUUGGGGAGUUCAGGAAUUUCAUGCUUGAGAGACUCCUGACUAGUCCUGUGGAAGAGGAAGAAAAGAUUCGGUUCGUGGAAGACAUCUCCCUCCAGAUUAAAAAAAACACUGAAGCAAUCACAGCUUUACAGGCAGAACUGGCAGCAGCAAUCCGGACUCGAGAGGAGGAGAUUCACAAGAAGGACAAUGUGAUCGAAGACCUCAAAACCAGCAUGCAAGAUCUGACCAAAGAUUGCAAGGCCAGCAUCCAGCAGAUCAAGCAGGAAGGGGAAAAACAGCAGAAAGAGGAGCUGAAAGCCUCUCAGGCCAGGUGUGCUGGGCUCCAGCAGGACAUUGACCAGCUAGGAGCACAACUCAAUGCACUUGUACUGGAGCAUCGAGCAUCAGAGCUGGCUCUCAGAAAGAGGAAGUGCAGAAUGGAGAUGGAAAUUGGGAACUGGAUCCAGAAAUACGACACACACAUGGGAGAAAAACAGGCUGAGUAUGAGGAGGUUCAUGCUGCCUACACUGAGGAGAAGGCCCAGCUGUCCCUGCUGAUGGAGAAACGUGCUGUGCUUCUCCAGGAGUAUUCCCAGAUUGAGGAGGAGCGCAGGAUCCAACAGGAGAAGGAGGAGCAGGCACUGAAGGAAUUCAACACCAUGACCCGUGCUGCCACCUGCAUCCAGGCCUUCUGGAGAGGCUACUUGGUCCGGGUCCUCUUCAAGUCAAAAAGGAAGAAGAAGAAGAAGGGCAAGGGCAAGGGCAAGGGCAAGAAGACCAAGAAAUAA